AUGGCUUCUUCUCAGUGCUACAAAACCUCUGAACAAAGCUGCCAACAGAAAACCCACCACCACCAGCAACAUAGCUCAAUCGGACAGAAGGUGACCGACUUGUUCAAAGGACACCACAAUGAUGGAACACAAACCAAAACCGAAUACUAUAGCGAGACAGAUGUGAUUUAUCAACCAGGAUAUGUUGCCAAAAAUCAAAGCAACACAUGCAACGGAACACGCCACAAUCACGCUGCCACUGGCACCACUGUUGUUACUGCUACCACUGCGGCAAAAUACCAAAGGAGAAACAGGAAAGAGAAGAGAAACAUGUUCCAGAAGAUCAAGGAUGGCAUAUCAGGUCACAGCAGUGACAGUGGCAGUAGCAGUGAUGAGUGUGACAGUGACAAUGAGAACCGUCGCCACAGGAAGGCAAAACUGCAACUGAGGAGCAGAUGUACCAAAAAUAAUAAAUUGGAGUUUGGGAAUCGAAAUUUGCAGCUCAAAGUACAAAUUAAUAUGUGUGGUGAUUGUGUGCAAGUAUGA
Vicia faba (fava bean) is the source of this 525-nucleotide messenger RNA. Lineage: Eukaryota; Viridiplantae; Streptophyta; Magnoliopsida; Fabales; Fabaceae. The record is from the annotation of a GenBank genome assembly.